AUGUCCGGUGCUGGUGCUUCAAAAGCUCACGUAUCAUCACAGUUGGGUUGUGAUUGUUGCGACACAAUACCUGAUUCUCAGGACUGUGUAGCCAUACAGGGACGGCCUCAGAUCGACCUGUUAGUUUCUAGUCCAAUAUCAAGUUCCUGCUCCUCGUUUUGUUUCCAAGCAUUCGCCCCCCAUGGGAUAUCAGGUUUGACCAAGCUGAAAAUGUCAACACAAGCAACAGCCCUCGAAGAAGCUGUUUUCACCUGCGGCGACAGCGACAGGGAAACGAAGUGCGGGGGAACUAGUCGCAGAAGCCAAGAGCUGCUGUAA
Messenger RNA from Paracoccidioides brasiliensis Pb18, 318 nucleotides. RefSeq lists its product as uncharacterized. The coding region runs from base 1 to 318 and encodes 105 amino acids. The record is from RefSeq and is a predicted model, not a curated record. The transcript is spliced from 2 exons.